CUUCAUCACAUCCGGCUUCAUUGCACUCAUGGGGGUGGGAAAGAAAUAAUAAUUAUCAACUGUACUAUACUAUAAAGACAUAAAAGAAUAUGGACUGGCCGAGGGAGAAUCACAAUAUAAGUGAAACAGAUCUUCGUAACGUGUUCAAAUACGAACCCAAGAAAACUAGAGUGCUCACGUUACAGGGACUCUAUGAGGAGCCGAGUGUAAAUUUGUUCGAGACACAUGACCGAUGGAUUGAAUGGAUAGAUAAAGAAUUACCAAAGCCAGAUAGCGGGGCGUCAGGGCUCGUCUUGGUACUUGCGAGGAGAACGGGCCAGCAGCAGGCGCCAGCAAUACGCGAUGACCUGCUCACUUUGGAAAAGGAGCCUCCAAAAUCAGAGAGGGCUCAGACCUUCCCGAUACAAGUCGGAGGAGCUCCAAAUGCUGAGAAAGGACUUCAAUCAGCCUUGAGCGGGCGGCGUAGUGCCAGAACACUUCCAUUCUCGCUGGAAAUAUUCAGGUUAAUAUCCCAAAGACUCUGCCUGCAUGGUUCAAUAGCACGAGUUAUAAACCGGACCGAUGUUCCAAUCUUCUCCCGCGCAGAAGUCCAGAUGGGAUUACCAGAAGGUCCGACAUAUCCUGCUUACAUAUAUAAUUGUCGAUCCACGAAUGCCUGGGAAAUGGACCUCGCACUGACAGUCACACAUUUUCCGCACACGGGGCUGACUUACGCCAUGCUAUUUGGAUGUUCAAUAACUAUUGAAGAUGAAAUUAUCAGGCGAUUAUGCUCUGUAGGUGAAGCAGCGAGUUACCCCUUACUCCUACCUGGCAUCUUUGCCGAGAUUGAGCGAAACCGGCAUAUGAAUAUUAUCGAGGACUAUGUGGAUGACAUCGAGCAAAAAAUCUUCGAACUCGACUACCUUCCAUCCAUCGAGAAACAAAUAGACAAUGCCGAGACUGAGAGGAGGAAUAGGGAUAAACGCUCACAGUGGCUUGACACGGCAUACCUAAGGAAUGGGCUCAUUACCUGGAAUGAGCAGUUGGUUAAAAUGGCCAAACAUACAGAAGAGCUCCAAAAUACUCUCUUCAUGCCGACUAAGGAUAAAUAUCUUCAUGAUCAAGCUAGUAUUGCUUCGUACGCACAACUGCACCCCGAGCCACUCUAUAGGCCAGAACUUUAUGAUGAAAAAGUUGACUACGACGAAAGAGAUGAGAUGCGCAAGAGUGAAAUGAGGAAAAUUGGUACUAAGGUCAGCGAUCGCCUCACAGCUAUCAUAGAGGAGUACGAGGACAAGAUCCGAGAGUGUACUAUGCGAAUCGACGGAAUGGCAAUGGCUACGCAAUGGUCCCACGGAGAAACAAAUGUUGAGAUAGCUCUAGCAACGGGGCGAGACUCGAAGCAUAUGCGAACCAUAUCCAUAGUCUCGAUGGUAUUUCUGCCGGGCACGUUCAUGGCGAGUAUUUUCUCAAUGCAGUUUUUCAACUGGGUUCCCAGUAAUGAUGAUACCGUCAUCUCACGGUAUUUCUGGAUCUAUAUUCUAGCGACUGUGAUAGCAACCACGCUGACGCUUGGGACAUGGUAUUACUGUGUGGUUUGGCGCCAUCGAUCACGGAAGGCGGUUUCGGAGGAAGAGUGACUUCUGACUGAGUGAGCAGAUGUAUUAUUAUUGAUGAUAUUGCUGAUGAUGCAUGUAUAUUGGUUUGGUUCGGAUUCCCAUCUGCUUCUAUUCUCUUAUGUUCAUUCCUAUUUCCUCGCAUCGGGACACAGCACGACCAUUGGAUCUUUCCUAAAUUUAACAUUAUCGGGCACUUGGUAAAUACGCAUACUAGGUACCUAUUGUUGAAGGAUGAACCAAGCGCUCAUUAUGUUAACUUGCUUCCUAUGUACUCUACCAAUGGGAAAUACGGCUGGCAAGGGAAUUCAUCCCUUUCGCAAAUUGAACUUAUUUUUACUUACCUACCAUAAACCAAAGUAUCUUACUCCUUAGGGAAGACUUCCUUAAUACCUACUUACAUA
Messenger RNA from Annulohypoxylon maeteangense, 1999 nucleotides. RefSeq lists its product as uncharacterized. The transcript has 7 exons. NCBI's taxonomy places the organism in Eukaryota, Fungi, Ascomycota, Sordariomycetes, Xylariales, Hypoxylaceae. The record is from RefSeq and is a predicted model, not a curated record. The coding region runs from base 90 to 1619 and encodes 509 amino acids.